Messenger RNA from Naumovozyma castellii, 468 nucleotides. RefSeq names its product Mlo1p (gene MLO1). The coding region runs from base 1 to 468 and encodes 155 amino acids. Lineage: Eukaryota; Fungi; Ascomycota; Saccharomycetes; Saccharomycetales; Saccharomycetaceae. The record is from RefSeq and is a predicted model, not a curated record. The transcript has a single exon.
AUGAAACUGAUCAAAUACUUUGCCUCGUAUCUUACAUACCCCGUGUUGAGCUCGCCACGUUAUCAAAGAUAUUUGGCCUCGUAUAGCAGUCAAAAUCGAAAUACUGGGGUGAAAAAGGGUGAUAAUGACCUCAAUGGUAAUUACAAAGGGUUUGUAAAGGAGAAUCCAUCGAUAUAUAAGGAAUGGUACGAACUAACUACCAAAGAGAAGCAAAAAUUCAUUAAAGAUUUUGUAAAAAAUUAUAAGACUCAUUACCCUGGUUCAAGAACAAAUGUUUCAUUAAAGGGUCUAGCAAUGGGGAUGGAUGAAUAUGAGGACUCACCUUCUGUGUUUGGUAUCUUCUACAAUGACAUCUGGAAGUUGCAAGAAAGUACGGCGGCUAACGAAAAAAAUAAAAAAUAUGAGACACAUUUCAUCGAUAAUAGAUUUGCGCACCAAAGCUUUAAGAAAUUGUUAAUCCCUAAAUAG